This is a messenger RNA of Mucor mucedo, 1400 nucleotides long. RefSeq lists its product as uncharacterized. The record is from RefSeq and is a predicted model, not a curated record. The transcript is spliced from 2 exons. Bases 149 to 1222 code for a protein of 357 amino acids. Lineage: Eukaryota; Fungi; Mucoromycota; Mucoromycetes; Mucorales; Mucoraceae.
CCCACUUUUCCGUAAUGACUUUUUUUUUUCUUUUUUGAUCUCUUAUAUAAACCCAACCUAUUUAUUUUACUUCUUUUUAUUAUUAUUACUUUUUUUGCAUACAUCUCUUCUUUUCACACAUACACACAAUCAUUUAACAUAAAAUAAAAUGUACAAAACCGUAACCCCCGUAACACCGCCCUAUGAAUACAGCAAAAGCUAUUCCGAUAUAUACGAAGAUUACAUGUUUCGACGAGUGUCUAGUAUGCCAUCACCUGCCGAGAUAGAUUCAGAAGAAGAGACUGCAAGUGAUACAUCCAGCGCCAGCAUCAGCAUCAUCAGCAGCAGCAGCAUAAAAAGCAACCAUAAUAAUCAUAGUAGUCCAAUUAUCAUGCAAAAGAGUCGAAAAUCCGUACCUCAUCGAUCACCAUCGAACAUGGUGGAUCAAAAAAGCGUGGUGUUCCAAAUCGAACAAGAUUUCCCCAAAAUCGUUGCGGGUGGUCAUGGUGGUGUACUCUGGUCGCUACGACAACGUGUUUCCAUGGCAAGAAGAAAGGACAAAAAUAGACUUUCGGCACCUCUCCCAAAUCGUCGCGUGAGAGCUAUGCGAAUUCAGAUACCCAGACCACAAUGGUCCAACCCUAUUUAUGAUGAUCUUGUCUCACCUACACCACAAUCACAAUCACCAUUGGCAGCACCAGAGUCACCUCAAUCACUGCCUGUAAAAAUCAUUCCAGUCAUCAUUCCUCUUACUCAGGAAAAAGAAGUAUCGGUAACAAAACCCCAAAAGGUGAGAAAGAAUAGCCAUGCUACUUCUGGUCGUCCUUCUCGUGUCAAAGGUCCUUGUCAAGCAUGCCAUGAGACCUCGGAUGGUUGUAUGCGUAAGGCCUUCCACUGGCCAUUUCCUACUAGUACCAUCUUCAACGACAAAGGAAAGCCCUUUGUUUAUCUCUGUAACAAAUGUGGUCUCAGAUAUAACAAAAGUGGUGGAUGUGUUUGCCGUCAUUGUCGCUGGGUACUUUGUAAAGAAGAAAAGCGCAAGGCGAUGCAGCUGAUAGAUCAAAUGCGUCGCAGUCGUCCUGAUGGAAGAAUUGAUCCAGAUGAAGAUAUCCAAAACUUUUCUUGCUCGCCUAAAUAUUGGUCCUGCGGACGUCCCUGGAAAGUUGGAUGGGUUUUACAUAGUCAACAUGAUGAUGAAGAUGAAGAUAUGUUGUCUCCUUCUCUUAGUGAAGCCACUCUUUAAAAAAAAUCAAUCACAAUAACUACCCAUGUUCUAUGCCCUUUUUGUUUAUAUGAUCCCCCAACCCAACCCACUCCACCAUAUGUAAAGUUUUGUUUCUUUUCUUUUUUUUAGUGUAUAUAUUCCCCCCCUUCUUUUUAUGAUUUCAUCAAUAAAAAUCAAUCACCCGUCUUAACUGUAU